AUGCCUUCGGUCGACGCCUUGAUUGUUGGUGCCGGCUUUGCCGGAAUCUACCAGCUCUACAAACUCCGCGAACUGGGACUCUCCGUCAAGCUGGUCGAAAAGGGUGCCGACGUUGGUGGUACAUGGUACUGGAGCAAAUAUCCCGGGGCCAACAGCGACUCUCUCAGCGAAGUGUACAGAUACAGCUUCGACAAGGAGCUGCUGGUAACAUACCCAUGGCCGAACCACUACGUCUCCCAAAAGGAGAUCCAGGACUACCUGAAGCACGUCGUGAAGCGCCAUGAUUUGAGGAAGCACAUGCAGUUCGGCACUGAGCUGGAGUCCGCCUCGUUCGACAGCGCUACGUCUACGUGGACAGCUCGCUUCUCCUCCGGCGAGACUGUCGAGACCAGAUAUCUGCUUACUGCUCUGGGAACUUGGUCCAAGGUCAACUACCCUGACAUUCCGGGCCUUGAGACGUUUGCUGGCGAAAAGUAUCACACUGGAAACUGGCCCGAUAAGUACGACUUCAAGAACAAGAGAGUAGGUGUCAUUGGAAGCGGCUCCACGGGGGUGCAAAUCACAAUUGCGCUCGAGGACCAGGUGAAGGAGCUCGUAUCCUUCCAACGCACGCCACAGUACGUGGUCCCCAACGGAGACAAGCCCGUCACGGCCGAGUUCAGAGACAAGAUCAACAAGAACUACGACCAGAUCUGGGACGGCGUCUUCAACAGCUAUGCUGCGCAUAACGUCAAGGAGAGCACCAUCCCUGCCAUGAGCGUCAGCGCAGAAGAGCGCGAGCGAGUGUUUGAGGACCUCUGGCAGCAAGGAAACGGAUUCCGGUUCAUGUUCUCCUUUUCUGAUCUCAUAGUCAGCGAAGAGGCGAAUGAGGAAGCCUGCAAGUUUAUCCGCAAGAAGGUUGCGCAGAUUGUGCAUGAUCCUGUCAAGGCUCGGAAGCUUUCUCCGAGGGGAUACUAUGCUAGACGACCCAUUACUGCGCCGGGGUAUUACGAGACGUUCAACAAAGAGCACGUGGACGUUGUUGAUCUGCGAGAGGACCCCAUUGUGGAGAUCACCGAGAAAGGCAUCCGCACGAGUGACAGGCUGCACGAGCUGGAUGUCAUUGUCUUCGCGACUGGCUUUGAGGUUGCUGAUGGCAACUACCUCAAUCUCACCAUCAGCGGGCCUCGGCAGUCUCUCAAGGAGCAUUGGGCGGAUGUGACGACUUCUUACCUGGGAGUGUCCGAAGCAGGAUUCCCCAACUGGUUUCUCGUCGUGGGACCACAAUCCCCGUUCAACAACUUUCCGCCUACCAUUGAGACGCAGGUCAACUUCAUCACGGGCUUGAUAGCCAAGGCCGAGGCGAAGAGGAGGGAAGACGGAUCGGAUAAGCCAGUCCUCAUCGAGGCUACUCAGCAAGCGGAGGAUGAGUACAUGGAUCUGUGUCGCGACAUUCCGAGCAAGAACUUGUUUCGGAAGGGGAAAUCGUAUAUUUUUGGUGAGAAUAUUGCAGGAAAGAAGCCGCAGAUUUUGUUUUGGGUGGGAGGUUUGGCGAACUAUCGAAAGGUGCUUCAAGAUGCGGUGGACAACGGCUAUCGCGGAUUCUCAUUCGCGUAUUAG
Molecule: messenger RNA, 1599 nt
Organism: Trichoderma citrinoviride
Lineage: Eukaryota; Fungi; Ascomycota; Sordariomycetes; Hypocreales; Hypocreaceae
Product: FAD/NAD(P)-binding domain-containing protein
Exons: 2
Coding region: 1-1599 (532 amino acids)
Molecular function (GO): flavin adenine dinucleotide binding; N,N-dimethylaniline monooxygenase activity; NADP binding
Source: RefSeq, a predicted model, not a curated record